AUGUCAUCAUUCCUAUCAAAGAGGUUCAUUUCAACCACACAAAGAGCAAUGUCCCAACUACCUAAAGCGAAGUCAUUGAUUUAUUCAAGCCACGACCAGGAUGUGUCCAAGAUUUUGAAGGUGCAUACCUAUCAACCAAAAGGCAGUGCGGAAUCUUCUAUUUUGUUGAAGACCCUAGCUUUCCCAAUUAACCCUUCGGACAUCAACCAAUUAGAAGGUGUGUAUCCUUCGAAGCCGGAGAAGGUGUUGGACUACUCUACUGAAGAGCCAUCUGCUAUUGCUGGUAACGAAGGUUUGUUUGAGGUUGUUUCAGUGCCAUCUGGUGUCAAGAACUUGAAGGCAGGUGACAGGGUCAUCCCAUUGCAGGCCAACUUUGGUACAUGGUCUACAUACAGAACUUGCGAAAGUGAAAACGAUCUUAUUAAGAUUGAAGGUGUGGACUUGUACACUGCCGCCACAAUUGCUGUUAACGGUUGUACGGCCUACCAGAUGGUGAAUGACUACAUUGAGUGGGACCCAUCUGGAAAUGACUGGUUAGUUCAAAACGCUGGUACAUCAUCAGUGUCCAAGAUUGUUACUCAAAUCGCCAAGGACAAAGGCAUUAAAACAUUGAGUGUUGUGAGAGAUCGUGAUAACUUUGAUGAAGUCGCAGAGAAACUAGAGAAGAAGUAUGGUGCUACUAAGGUGAUUUCCGAAUCUCAAAACGGUGAAAGGGAGUUCGGCAAUGAGGUCUUACCAAAGAUCUUGGGACCAAACGCCCAGGUCAAGUUGGCGUUGAACUCUGUCGGUGGUAAGUCGUGCACUAACAUUGCCCGUAAGUUGUCCCCUAACGGUUUGAUGUUGACUUACGGAGGUAUGUCCAAACAGCCAGUUACUCUUCCAACCGGGUUGUUUAUCUUCAACAGUAUAAGAUCCCACGGUUUCUGGGUCACUGCUAACUCCAAGAGAGACCCUGAAAAUAAGAGAAAGACUGUGGACGCUGUUGUGAAGUUAUACCGCGAUGGUAAGAUCAUCUCUCCGAAAGAAGAUAUUCGCACCCUGGAAUGGGAUGUGAACAACUUGUCUGAUGAGGGAGUUCUUGAUUUGGUGAACCGCGGUAUCGCAACUAAGGGUGCUAAAAAUAUGGUUGUGUUGAAAUGGUAA
This is a messenger RNA of Kluyveromyces marxianus DMKU3-1042, 1143 nucleotides long. RefSeq names its product enoyl-[acyl-carrier-protein] reductase (gene ETR1). Gene Ontology annotation, biological process: fatty acid metabolic process. Gene Ontology annotation, cellular component: mitochondrion. The transcript has a single exon. Bases 1 to 1143 code for a protein of 380 amino acids. NCBI's taxonomy places the organism in Eukaryota, Fungi, Ascomycota, Saccharomycetes, Saccharomycetales, Saccharomycetaceae. Gene Ontology annotation, molecular function: trans-2-enoyl-CoA reductase (NADPH) activity. The record is from RefSeq and is a predicted model, not a curated record.